UCUCGCAUGUGCGCUAUAGAUUCCGGGAGAUUUGAACUAAUUUGCGGACAUCAGGGAGAAGCUAUCAAUAUGCGGGAGACUCCCGGAACUUCCGGGAGACUUGGGAUGUCUGGCUUCAUAUCAAAAAUAUUUCCAGAUAGCACUCCUGCUGUGUUCUUUAUCAACCAAAACUGGUCGCGGGGGCGCCGCAUGCACUCGCCAUCUUUACAUUCACUUCACUUUUGCUAUUUAACCAGAGCGAAUGAGACGAGUGCGAAUGUGUGUGGUGUUUGUCAACACGCCUUUGGAGAGAAGUGAAAGUGACAGCUCGGCUAGUAUCGAUACUUCGGGAAAUUAGUAUUGGUACCGUUCAGAUAUUUCAGUAUCGAUCAGACCAUGUGAGCGGAGCGUGAGCGUAGCGGCAAUACUUCCUCCUGAGCGGAGAGCGCCUUUCUGAAGAUUCCGCUCCGUCCGCUCAGCGCCGCUGGCUCUACCCGGAAUGCCCUAUUGUGAUUUGCUCGUUCGAGAAUCGGUGAAUUAGCUAAAGCAAUAGUGGGUUGGUUAUGGAGUUCAGAUAUUGUUUUAAGGAAGUUGCGAGCCUUAUGCAUAAAUGCACAGUAAAAAUCACAGUUAAGAACGAGCAGGGAGGAGAAAUUGAAAGGGAGUGCGCAGUCCCGGCGCCAUGGGCGGGCAUUGGGGGGCCUGGCCCGCCCUGUGAGUCACUAGUGCCCGCCCUGGACGAUCCUGUCUCCCUUCAUCAACUCUACGUCACGUCUCACAUCUCAUUUCAUCGCGAUCUCACAAAGCUCUUCUAAUGCAGCAUGCAGAAUUCAGCACUGAACAAAAACUCCAACGGUUUGAACGAUGAAAGACAUGGAUCUUCAAGAUUCUGGUGAGCUCUUUGAUUCUACACCAGAGAGUUCAGAUAAUUAUGUUCCAGAUACCACUUCCAACAGUGACAGUGAUGUUAGCCUUACACUGAACCCAACAAAACGUCAGCUUCUUGAUGAACUGGAUAUGAAUGAAUCUGCCUCUGUAAGCUUCCCUGACUGUGACACAACAACGUCAGACAAAAUGCACAGCCUUACGUCUAAAGCAUCUGGAACAGUAGAAGAGCCCAGUUCAAGUCAGAAAACAAUAGACUGCGUAGUUGUUAAUGCAUACCAAAAAAGAGAUGGCGGUAGAGUGUAUAACAAGAGACAUUACUGCUUGUAUUGCUCCAAACCUUACGCUAAGAUGGCAAGGCAUCUAGAAAGUUCACAUGCAAAUACAUCUGAUGUGGCUAGAGCUCUAAGCUUUCCAAAAGGUUCAAAAGAGAGAAAAAAACAGCUGGAUUAUAUUCGCAACAAAGGGAACUAUGCCCACAAUGCUGCUGUUAUGGAAUCAGGAAAUGGGGAACUGGUGCCAUUUAAACGACCACCUAAAAAAGCACAGGGAGAGGAUUUCAUGCAUUGUGCGUACUGUCAAGGACUUUUUACAAGAAAGGUCCUGUGGCGUCAUAUGCGUUCUUGUAGACUUAAACCUCAGUCAGUCCCCCCCAAACCAGGAAAAAAACGUGUUCAGUCCAUGUGUACAUACACGGGGCCUGUGCCUUCAAACAUGACCAAACAACUGUGGGGAGUAAUCAGUGCCAUGAAUCCUGACCCAAUCACAGAUAUAAUAAAAAAUGACAGAGUAAUUACUGAAAUUGGGCAGCACUUGUUGAACAAAGGAGGGCUAUCUGCCAAAAAUAAACAGUAUGUACGGGAGAAGAUGCGAGAAUUGGGAAGGUUGAUUCACAAGGCGAGGAGAGUCACCUCGUUAAAAACGAUGGAAGAUUGUGUAAAUCCAAAGAAGUACAUGGAGACUGUCAAAGCUGUGAAGUAUACGUGUGGGUAUGACAGUGAAACGGACAAGUUCAUGAUUCCAUCGCUUGCAAACAAGCUUGGGAAUUCCCUGGUUAAAGUGAGUAAACUCUUAAAAGCUCAGGGAUUAAUCUCAAAUGACAAACAGCUUGUUAAGAACACCAGUGAGUUUCUAGAAGUCCAUGAGAACAAGUGGAACGAGAUGAUCUCGGCUACAGCAUUGAGGAACAUCAGUGAAGCAAAGUGGAAUGUGCCCACUAUCAUGCCCUUUACUGAAGACGUCCAGAAAAUGCAUACAUAUCUCAGUGAAGUGCAAGACAAGUGGUUCAAAACACUCUCUGAAAGUCCCUCUACUAAAGCCUGGAUGGAGCUGGCAAAGGUGUGUCUAGCCCAGAUGAUUCUCUUUAACCGCCGCAGGGAAGGAGAGGUUUCGAGCAUGCCUUUGUCUGCAUUUCUAUCAAGAGACACUUCUGAUCCACAUGAGGAUGUGGACUGGGCACUCUCUGAAGUGGAAAAAAAACUCUGCAGACACUUCACAAGGGUUAUCACAAGGGGAAAGCUUGGUCGACCAGUUCCAAUUCUUCUGACUCCAAAAAUGCUAUGUGCCUUAGAACUCCUUGUUAAGCAGAGAGAGGCUUGUGGGGUUCUGAAAGACAAUCCCUAUAUGUUUGCAAGACCAGAAGCCAUGACACAUUUUCGAGGGUCAGACUGCCUCCGUGGCUUUGCUAAGGUGAGUGGCGCAAAGUGUCCCAAGUCACUGACAUCUACAAGACUGCGAAAGCAUGCCGCAACGCUUUCAACUGUGCUGAAUAUGACUGACACAGAGAUGGACCAGCUGGCAAACUUUCUUGGACACGACUUAAGAAUCCAUCGUGAGUUCUAUCGACUCCCUGAGAAGACCCUGCAACUUGCCAAGAUCAGCAAAGUUCUAAUGGCUCUUGAGCAAGGAAGAUUAGCUGAGUUCCAUGGCAAGAACUUGGAUGAAAUUGGGAUAGAUCCUGAUGAAAAAGUUAUUGACUGUGAUGAGGAAGACGGGGGCAUACAAGAGAGACACUGUUCAUCUACUGUUGACAAACCAUCUUCAGACGUGGCACUUCCUCCUACCGAGAGGAAUGACAUGCCGCCACCACCUAAGAGACGCAGACCACCAUCAGAUGAAGAGAUGCCUUCAGGAGCCAGUGCUGUGAGGCCUUCUUCCAAAGGUAAAAGUACCCAGAAGACACCCUGGCAGCAGACAGAGGUGCAGGCGGUUGAAAGGCACAUGCAGCGAUUCAUCACAUCGCUCACUGUACCAGCAAAGAGCGACUGUGAGAAAUGUUUGAAAGCUGAACCAGGAGCGCUGAAGAACCGCGAUUGGAAGACUGUAAAAUUUUACAUUUAUAAUCGUAUUACAGCUUACAAAAAGAAAUUGCAGUGCAAAUAAUAAUAAUGUGAAGAUCCAACUCUGUCAUGGCAGGUUUUGUUCAAAGAUGUUAAAAGGUUAAAGAUAUUUUUGGGUUUACUAACCCUUUAAAACUACAGAAACACGUGUAGGCUAUAGAAUAACUUUAUUUGAAAUGUUGUUUGCCAUAUGUUUUAUGAUGACUGUGAUGACCACCAGUCGGAAAGCAUUGGUCGAACAAUAAAGUUAUUUUAAAGUUGUAGUUUGUUUAAAUUCACAUGUAUGUGAAAGGAAGCAUGUGUGAAAGUUAUAUAUAUAUAUUUUUUUAUACUUUUAAUAUCAGGACUUUGUUUUGAGGUAUGACUGCAUUUGAGUUAUUUU
This is a messenger RNA of Xyrauchen texanus (razorback sucker), 3585 nucleotides long. RefSeq lists its product as uncharacterized. The record is from RefSeq and is a predicted model, not a curated record. NCBI's taxonomy places the organism in Eukaryota, Metazoa, Chordata, Actinopteri, Cypriniformes, Catostomidae. The coding region runs from base 844 to 3246 and encodes 800 amino acids. The transcript has 5 exons.